GACCAAACUUCUCAACCUGUGAAAUUAGACCAGCAGACAAGACCUUCAGAAGCAGAUUCGGGGCCGAGUCUGGAAAGAGCCGACCGCAGUGCUCCGGAGGAUGGGAGAGCCGCGGGGGCUCCUCGCGGACCAGAGCCCCCUGAUCAAAGCCGCCUGGCAGGGCAAGCUGCGCCUGGUCAGGCUGCUGGUGGAAGGGGGAGCCCAGGUGAACGAGCGCAACGAGAAAGGGGAGACGGCGCUGAUGGUGGCCUGCAGAGCCAGGCAGGGGGAGCAGCCCGGCGGGAGCAGCAGGGAGAAGCUGGUCAAGUACCUGCUGGAGCAGGGAGCCGACCCGCAGGUCCAGGACAAGGCGGGGCGCACCGCUCUGAUGCACGGCUGCCUGGAGAAGGCUGGCCCAGAGGUGGCUGCGCUGCUGCUGGGCGCCGGGGCCGACCCCGGGCUGGAGGAUUACGGCGGGGCCUCCGCCCUCGUCCACGCCCUCAACGCCCGGGAUAAGGACACCCUGCGGAGGCUGCUGGACGCCUGCAGGGACAGCGGCCGCGACGUCCUCAUCAUCUCCAAGGACCUGAGCCCCUCGGGACGGCCCGUCACCCGGCAGUACCUGAACGUGCCCCCCUCGCCCGUCCCGGAGAGGAGUGCCUCCCCCGUGUCCUGCAUGUCCCCCUCCGACAUCGAGCUCAAGACGGGGUCCCCCGGUUCCGAGACGGAAGGGGAGGGUGGCGGGGGGAACGUCUUCACUUUCAAGGGGACUUCGCCCAAGUCCUCUCCGCCACUGGAAAAGCCCAAAACCAGGUCACAACACCCCCACCUCCUGCGCCUCAGAUCGGAGCCCUGGCUGGCCAUCCACAACCUGCGGGAGCUCCGCAGCUCCUCCGAGGAGAGCUUGAGGCACGGGGGUCUGGAGCAGCAGCAGCAGCAGGGCCCGGCCCCCUGGCUCCCCGGCAUGCCCGCGCCGCGGAGGGCUUCUCUCAGCAGGAUCCACAGCAUGGACUCGGCUGACACCCCCCGGGCUCCGAAGGGGCUGGCGGGGAGGGUGCCUCGGAAACCCUUCUCCUUCGAGAAGCUGCCUUCCUCCCUGGUCCUGAGCCGCAGAAACACCCUCCCCACCAUGCAGGACCAGGCCGUGCUCCAGCUGCCCUGCCUGACUGGACAGCAGCAGUGCUGCUCCGACUCCCACCUCCCCACCGUCCCAGGAGAGGCCGAGGCUCACCGGCAGAGCAGGAGGGCUCACCAGGCAGCCCAUUCCGUGCACCGCCUGCACUCCGUCUCCACAGAGUCUCCCGAUGGGGCUCCGGGGCUGGACUUGCCAGGGAAGAGGAGGCAGGAGCAGGCCCGUCCAGGCUUCCUCCCUCCCCUCCUCCAGCAGCUCCUCCUCUCUCCAGAUGGGGUGCUCCAGCGCAGGUAAGCUGCCCUCCUCCAGUGCCUCCCUGGCAGACACCCCCAGGGACCAAGGUGGAACUGCAGCCCUGAGCAACGCUUGUCUGUUGAAUUUUCGGAGGGUCCUCUUUUUAACUGUGAGGUUACAGGACCCCUUGCCCGUCCUCAGUGCCCAUGAGAGCACGGCCAUGUGUACCAGGCUAGCCAGGGCCAACCCCAGACGAGCUGGAUAUUUGCAGGGGGUGUGAACAGCAUUCCCCACGCUACAAAUCGCCAGCGAGAAACUGCUGCGUCUCCAGGAACAUCACUCUGUUACGCAGGAAGGGCCAGUCCUCACUUUGCUUUGCACUUGUUGUGUACGCAGUUAUAUGUGUAUGUAUUUGUAAUGCAGGAGCGUGUGACGACAGGCAGUCUUUACAGACGAGGCCUCUUGUGCCUUCCCAGCUUGUCUGCUUCUCAGUUUCGUAUAUCAUUUUCUCGUUUCCAAGAGUCUUUGUCAGUGUAAGAACUUUCCAAGGAUUUCAAAUCCAUUUGCUUUCCUCCUUCUUAUCAUUGUUAGAAACAUUACUUCCAGGUCCUCUUUUUCUUGUGUGUUGGACGUCUAUGGGUUUGGUACACGCUGAUUCAGUGAUAAUAUUGCUAGGUAAGAAAACAGGUAAUAAAACCAAAUUGUGUUAAAUAAGACUGUGCCUUCCAGAGUGAGCUCCAGUUACCGACUGUACCAGAGCACUGUCUAGGACUGAGACGGAUGAAGAGGGUUUAUUUCUUAGACGGUGCUGCCACCCAGUGGAAGCUGACUGCACUGCGCUGCCUAUAGGAAAGAGAUCCAUUUACUUUGACGCUGAAUCGUAUUAUGAUGCGGCAUUCAGGAGGCGGGUGUGUUAGUUAAGCUAAUUAAAUUAAUUGGUUAAUUAAAAUAUCUCAGGACAGACGGAUAAACGCAUUAAGGAAAAAAAAACAUUUAAAAUCAUAUCAUACAAAUAGGUUAAAAAAAUGUUAGGAUUAUAAAGC
Acipenser ruthenus (sterlet) is the source of this 2388-nucleotide messenger RNA. Its product is annotated as ankyrin repeat domain-containing protein 34C-like. The record is from RefSeq and is a predicted model, not a curated record. The transcript has a single exon. Bases 101 to 1405 code for a protein of 434 amino acids. Gene Ontology annotation, molecular function: protein binding. NCBI's taxonomy places the organism in Eukaryota, Metazoa, Chordata, Actinopteri, Acipenseriformes, Acipenseridae.